Messenger RNA from Equus caballus (horse), 9946 nucleotides. NCBI's taxonomy places the organism in Eukaryota, Metazoa, Chordata, Mammalia, Perissodactyla, Equidae. The record is from RefSeq and is a predicted model, not a curated record.
GCCGCCGCGCCCCGGCUCGGCCUCCAGACGCGCCGCUUCCCGCGCCCCGGCUCGGCCCUGCGCCGCGGCUCCUUGGCCCGCUCUGGAGCGGGGUACCCCGGGAGGGGAGCAGCACUGGCUGAACCCCAGGUCUGGGCUUCGCUGGGAAGACAGCCCUGGAUUUCUACUUGCUGAAAAAAGUAAAAUGAUUUGGGGGCUUGAUGCUUUGAGUUCUGCAGGUAAAGGGGGAUCUUUUGCUAACAAGAUGGUUUAAAAAGCAAACACAUUGGCAUCCCGUUUCUUCUCCUUGUACUCCUGGGCUGGAGUUUGGGGGGAGGCAGCAAUGGUGUUUUCCCCAGGUACAAGUUCACGGGAGACUUGCUGUGCACAGGACAAGGGGCCAGAAGGCGGGCAGAGGUGCGGGUCUGGAGGGCUGGGCAGGGGCUGCCAUCCAGCCAGCGCUCCUAAGGGCCGGGCUGUCUGCACCUGCCUUAUCUCCUGGAGUUUGAUUUCUAGCAGGACUUUUGAGAGUGGUGAGUGUGAGGUGCUCUGUCUGUGGCCUCUUACACUCGUGUCUGCAGACAGCUGGCGGGGGGAGUGUCAUCCUUCUUGGUCACAGUGCCUAACACCUCCUCCUGGAGCUGAGGACCCUCCAGUGAGAACAACUCCACCUAGAGAAGGCUAGUCCUCCAGUCAAGUGGUUGAGAAGUGGUCUUUUGUCUGUCUUGUCAGCACCCAGGGUCUGGAGACAUCUCCCUCAUAUGGAAAUGUUUUUGGACACCAUCCACCUUGAUAAAAUGAUCCCGUGAAGUUAUAUGCUUCUGGUUGCGAACAGAAACCUGAAUUCACUUGUGGAGCAUAACCGGGUCCUGCCACAGAGCUGGAAUUUGGUGAAAAGGCUUGCUGUUCAGCUGAAACUGACAGGAGUGGGGAACGGCACAGUUUGGUGGGCUCUUGUGAACCUCCUUGUGGGCCCCUUGCAGCAAGGGCAGUCCUGGUUAGCAGGGUUAACCGCCUGCCGUGCCACUUGUCCCUGGCCUUGCACCUGUAGCGAGGAUUUUGUGAGAUUCUGAUGGCUCAGGCACUAGAGAUGGAGAAACUCUACCAAGAGGCAAUGGCUCCUCCAGAGGAAAGAAAACGCCAGAAUAUUCUAAGCUGGUUUUGUUUGAGAUGUGAAAAGUGGUGUUGGUCUUUGACCGUCCUGCACCUGGGAGGAUCGGUCCUGUCAGUAUGUAGUCUCCUUCUCUAAAGUACUCCUGAGCGAUGUCGAUCAAAUUCCUGCUCCCAGUUUUUUAUUUUGAAGAAAAUCCUCUUGUGGCAAAAACUUAGAAUAGGUUCCUGACAAAACCGUGGACGAUUUCUUUUAAAAAUAUCUCCUUAAGGUUGCUAGGAAUGGAGGCCAGCUGUCGGGGUGGAGUGUCUCUCUCUCUUGAUACUUGAUGGUUCUGGGAGUGCGUGAAGGCAAGAGUGGAGAGGGGGACUUCUUUCUUUGGAAAACAACAGAAUCAGAGAACAAAGCUAAGGUCUGUGACGGGCGCGCUCCGGAAGAGCUCCUGGGUCACUCACCUCCGUUGGGGUCUCUAGCGCUCUCUUGACUACCAUGUGUGCACAGCCUGUUUGCAAACUAUGUGCAGGUUUCCUUGGCAGCCACCACAAUUAGCACUAAUGACACGCCUGAGCUCCCGGGGCAGGUCCCGCUGACUUUGGCUCAGAGCCAGGGCGGGCUGGUAAAUGAUUGCCUGGCAGCCACCUCAGAAGCCUGGCUCCUCCAAGUGCUCCUCUUGGCUGCAUUCUUGAGGAAGCAGCAGAGACAGUAAGGUGGCAGCAGCAGUGGUAUAGACUAGCUGCCAAGUUACAUUAAAUCAGUCAGAAUUUUAUUUAAAAAAAUCAGCUCUUUGGUUGAUUUUGUGGAAGUUAUCUUUAACAGAUCAUAGGUGGGCAGCUUUCAGUACCAUAAAGUCUCGGGGAAUUGUUUCACAGUGGAUGGCUGCCUUGUGAGGUGGUGAACACCUCAUGGCCAGGGGUAUGCAAAGCAAGGGUGGUAGACGGGCUUUCGUUCUUGGCUGUGGGACUGUCCAGGUAGAAACCAUCUCUGUGACAAUGAAGUGAGUUUGGAAUGCUGGCAUAAAUACCAUUCUUUUGUGUCCCACUAAUUGUGACAUUGGUUUAGGAUUGGGAAGUUUCCGAGGACUCCAUCAAAACAUCUAGAGAUGGUUAACACAGCUUCAGGUUUCCUGAUGACAGAGAGUCAUUUCUGCCUUGUGUUUCUAUUCCCAGAUGUGGGAGAAGCAGUCUGCUGAUAAUUCGGUCUGGAGAGAGCGUGGUGUUCCUGCCCCCGGGGGUGUGGUCUCCAGGCCCUCUCUCAGCUCCUUUGUCUGCUGCCGUGGCCCUGGUGGCAUCCUCCCUCGGUGAUCAGCCCAGGGCUUCCCCUGCCCAUGCAGUCCCCCGCAACCACUGCUGAGGGCCUCAGUGGCCCCCUCUUUGGGGCCUACACGCUCCCUACCUUCAAGUUCCAGCCUCGCCAUGAAAGCAUGGACUGGAGGCGUAUUAGUGCCCUGGAUGUGGACCGUGUGGCCCGGGAGCUGGACGUGGCCACCCUGCAGGAGAACAUCACUGGCGUCACCUUCUGCAAUUUGGACCGGGAGGCGUGCAGCCGCUGUGGGCAGCCUGUGGACCCAGCGCUGCUCAAGGUGCUGCGCUUGGCGCAGCUCAUCAUCGAGUACCUGCUGCACUGCCAGGAUUGCCUGAGUGCCAGCGUGGCCCAGCUGGAGGCGCGGCUGCAGGCCAGCCUGGGCCAGCAGGAGCGUGGCCAGCAGGAACUGGGCCGCCAGGCUGACGAGCUCAAGGGUGUACGGGAGGAGAGCCGCCGGCGUCGCAAGAUGAUCAGCACCUUGCAGCAGCUGCUCCUGCAGACAGGCGCCCACAGCUACCACACGUGCCACCUGUGUGACAAGAUGUUCAUGAAUGCCACCUUCCUCCGAGGCCACAUCCAGCGCAGACAUGCGGGCACGGCAGAGGGCAUGGCGGAAGGAAAACAGAAGAAGCAGGAACAGCCAGUGGAGGAGGUGUUAGAAGAGCUGCGGGCCAAGCUAAAGUGGACCCAAGGGGAGCUGGAAGCCCAGCGUGAGGCUGAGAGGCGGCGGCAGCUCCAGGAAGCAGAGAUCACUCGUCAGAGGGAAAUGGAAGCUAAGAAAGACUUUGAUGAGUGGAAAGAAAAAGAGCGGGCCAAGCUCUAUGGGGAAAUAGACAAGCUAAAAAAAUUAUUUUGGGAUGAAUUUAAAACUGUUGCCAACCAUAACUCUACGCUAGAAGAGAAACUGCAGGCACUGCAGUCCCACAGUGUGAUCGAGUCCCAUCUGGGGUCGCUGCGGGAUGAGGAGUCGGAGGAGCGACUCAGGCAGGCGCAGGAGCUCCAGGCGCUGAAGGAGAAGAUGGAUGUUCAGAAAACAGAAUGGAAGAGGAGAAUGAAGGAACUGCAGGAACAGCAUGCAGCUCAGAAGAAAGAGCUGCAGGAACAGAACGAGAGGCUCCAGGCCUCCCUGUCUCAGGAUCAGAGGAAAGCAGCGGCCCAGGCCCAGCGCCAGAUCAGCGCCCUCCACGCCCAGCUCCAGGAACAAGCCAGGCUCAUCGCCUCCCAGGAGGAGAUGAUCCAGACCAUGUCUCUCAGGAAAGCGGAGGGGAUCUGCGAGGGCCCGAAGGCUGUGGACACAGAAGAGGACUCUUCCGAGGAAGAACUGGAGGCCUCCCGAGAUGGACAGCAGAAGGUGCUGGCAGCUCUGAGGCGAAACCCCACCUUGCUGAAGCAGUUCAGGCCAGUCCUGGAGGACACCCUGGAGGAGAAACUGGAAAGCAUGGGGAUAAAGAGGGGUGCCAAGGGAAUCCCUGCGCAGACUCUCAGACACCUGGAGUCCCUCCUGAGAGCCCAGCGGGAGCAGAAGGCGGGGAGGUUUUCUGAAUUUUUGAGUCUGAGGGAAAAACUCGUCAAGGAAGCCACCAGCAGAGUGAAGGAGAAACAGAGGAACAGGGCUGCAGGGUCCCAGCAGGACGGCCAGGCUCCAGCCAAGAGCCAGCAGAACCUUUUGUUCACCAAAGAGGUCCAGCCAAAGGGCAGGACCCUGCAUGUGACAUUGCUGUCCAAGCUGGCAGAGCCACCCAUGACAACUCCUCAGAGCCGUGGCAGCCAUGGCCCUGGCCUCGUCCAGGUGCCCACCCCAGCUCCGCGCCCCAGAGCCCAUGGAUCCUCUGGCACCCCUGCUUCCCCGGGGCCUGGGCUGAGUACGCCCCCGUUCAGUUCUGAAGAGGACACUGAAGGAGAUCCUGUGCAGCGUGUGUCUCUCCAGCCCCCGAGAGUUCCUUCGAGGAUGGGGUCCCGGCCAGAGGAUGACUGGGACUGGUCUGACACCGAGACGUCGGAGGGGAACGCCCAGCCCCCCGGCAAGGGCUCUGGUGGGCUGGCUACCUCAGAGACACUGGUGCAGUCGAUGGUCAAGAACCUCGAGAAGCAGCUGGAGGCUCCGGCGAAGAAGCCUGUUGGAGGCGUCAAGCUAUUCCUAAUGCCCGAUGCUGGGCCACAGAGGGCUGCCACACCAGGGAGGGAGCCCCAGCUGUCUGACGAUGAGAGUGACUUGGAGGUCUCUUCUUUGGAAGAUCUCCCCCAGGACCUGGACCAGAGAGAGAAACCGAAGCCCUUGUCUCGUUCAAAGCUCCCAGAGAAGUUUGGCGCCAGCUCUUGGAGCCCCAGCCGACCCAGGGUCCCUGGCUGGUGAUCCUGCCCCAGAACCUGGUGGGUAGAGGACCAGCCAUGUCGCCUGGCUGGGGCCAGCUAGGUCCCACCCAACAGAAGAGGCUGCUGGGCGUCUUGUCUUCGCCAGUAACCGAGAGGUCUUCUUCCUUGGAGAGAAGCACAGCGGAAGACGGGUAUAAUUUCUCCCUCCCCGCCUGUGAGGGGUCCUGCCCCAGAGCAUCAGCGGUGCCUGGCUGGGUGCCCAUGGGUCCUCCCACAGCUUGAGAAAGGCUUAUAACAGGACUUCUGAGCAAUUUCCUUCCACCACCUCAAUGUUUACUACUUGGUCUCUAUUCCGGAGCGUUUGUAAACCUGUGGGAGCACUGUGAAGAUGAAUCCUAUGUGGGGUUCUUUUGGUGACAAGUGCCUCAGUCGGUCAUUCAGUGAUUGAUCCAAAGUCAUUUACUAAGUGCCUGCUCUGUGCCAGGUCCCCCAGCUUCUCACUGCCGAGUCGAGGUGCAGGCAGAGAUGGGUGGGGCAGAAAGUACGGGACAGUAAUCUAGUAACAGAGAUUGGGGUGUUAUGGGAGCGUAGACGGGACCAUCCAAUGCAGCCUGGGGUGAUCUUGGAGAGCUUCCCAGAGUUGUGAUGUCUAGCACGGCAGUGGGAGGGAGGGCCACUUGGCUGGGGCCUCAUAUCCCUAAAGGACCACAAAUUUUAUUUUAUUUUAUCUUUUUGCUUGAGGAGGAUUAGCCCUGAGCUAACACCUGUUGCCAGUCUUCAUCUAUUUUGUAUGUGGGUCACUCCCACAACAUGGUCACAAACGAGUGGUGUAUAUCCGCACCUGGGAACUGAACCAGGGCUGCCGAAGUAGAGAGCGCCGAACUUAACCACUAGGCUGUGGGGCCGGCCCCAGGACCACAAAUUUAAUUUUUGAUAUUAUUUCCAAAAUUAGGUUAUAUAUAUAGCCACUGUAUUUUUUGUAAUGUGAAAAGCAUUCAUUUAUUAUAUGUGGACAUUUAAAUAUAACACAAUGUUUAUAACUCUGGUAUUUCUUCAUUAUUUUUGGAGCUUCUGUGGGGGCAGGGGUGGGGGUGAAGCACCCUGCACCCCAAUCGUGUCGGUUUACAUCCUGUGGGUGCAGUUGCCAAGAGGGAGUUAGGAGUGUGAGAGGUUUGUUGAGGAGCCUCACCUGUGAAAGGUGCAGGUGGAGGAAGCAGGCUUGGAUGGGGAAAGGCCUCAGAGUGCGAUGCAGGUCUGACUACGGUGGGAGGAGAGGAAGGAGGAAGCAGGAACAGGCAGGAAGAGCCCCAGACCACCAGGCAGAGCUGAAGUCCACCAACCCAAUGAGAGCUCCAGGGCAGGAAUGGCCCACCAGGGAGUCCCCAGUGGGCAGAAACGGCCAGGCCCUGGUGCCCCCACCCUGCUCGGCCAUUGAGUAGGGCGGCCCAUGAAGAGGGAGACCUGACCUGAAAGCUGAGACGAGCCCUGUCAGCCAACUUCAUUCCUUGUAGUUGAACAGCAGUUUUUUUUUCCUGGAGGGAGACCCAGCGGUGCAUCUCCACGCCUCACAAGCAGAGGGAAUAGCGUGCCAGGACCACGUUGCCAACACCCAGCUUUAACCAUUAUCAACUCAACACACAGCCCGUCUUGUUUCAUCCAUCUCUCCCCCCACCUCAGGUCUCUCCUCCCCAGCCCUCCGUCCAGGCUUCUUUUGACCUCUGGGUGGUCCUGACACCUGGGCUAGGCCCUGAUGUCCUAGGAGGAAGAAACAGGGGAAGUGAGGGAGGGAAAGCCUUGCCUGGAACAAAGGGGACCUGCGCGUGGGGAGGCUUGAGGGGAUCAUGGGGCUGUUCAGUGAGGCCGGAGCACAGCUUAUGAAGGGCCUUAUGGGGUAUUUGGGGCCAGCACAGCCCUGGCUGGCUGGGGGGUAAAUCCCUUUGUGUAUCUCAUAGCUUUGAACAGCUGAGAAUGUGUAGGGUGGAUGAUCCAGUGGCUGUGUGAGAAGGGACAGUGACUGAGGAGUGGUGGGGCUUCAUCCUCCUCUCAGAAUUCUACCCACAAAGCUGUGUUUUCCUAUUCACUAGGUUUGGUUUCCCUUCCCGUGCCAGGCGCCCACAUCAUGCAUGCCCCCUGAGGUCUCUGCUUGUGGCCUCAGGGUUGUCUCUGGCGCUGUGGAAGGCUGCACCGUCUACUUGCAGGUACAACCGGAGGUGUGGGAGGGCUGCCACUACCUGGGCGGCCCACAGCCAAGGUGGGAUGGGAGUUGCUGAGGAGGCAGCCCUAGCCCCCGGAACGCCGGGCACAGGAAGAGAAGCAAGGCUGGUGAGCUCCGGUUUGACGGCUCAGGAUGGACGCAGAUCCUUCCAGUUAGGUCCCUUGUUUGAUACAAUCACCGCUUUUCCCGUAAGUACAUCCUGAAGACAACGUUUGUUUUAUUUUUGACCACACGGUCUGAAUCCACAGUGCGGGAAGGACAUCUCUUCCAUCUGCAUCUGCAGAGUCUGUCCUAACCUGGGCCUGACCAGGUCUCCAUUCCCGGGUUGGGGAGCUUUCUCUCUUGCUUCUUCUGGAAACCUUCCAUUAAAUGUUGCUCUUUGCUUCCUCAGGAAGGUCCUUGGAUAAGUUCUAUCAACUCUGGAAAUACCCUCUGGUAAGCGUGAAUGUUUGUAUCUGUGGUAUUUUGGGGGCUGUUGUGGCUGUUAUUGUUAUGUCUUUUGUCAAUUAUUCCUGUGACAUAAAGCAUAUUGUUUUGUUUGAGUGUGUUUCAUGGCAUAGUACAUGCUGAAUUCUUGAUUUAACAGGGGGGGAAGUGGAUGCUGUCUGAGUGACCUGUCCAGACCAGGGUCCCACAGCAAGGCUCCACACCCUGGGAUCACACCCUGGGAUCUACACCCUGGGAUCACAUCCUGGGAUCCACACCCUGGGAUCACACUCUGGGGUUAUACCCUGGGGUCCACACCCUGGGAUCAUACCCUGGGAUCACACCCUUGGAUCACACCCUGGGAUCACACUCUGGGAUCACACCCUGGGAUCACACUCUGGGAUCACACCCUGGGAUCACACCCUGGGAUCCACACUCUGGGAUCGCAUGCUAAGAUCCACAUCUGGGGAUCACACUCUGGUAAGCCUGGCUCUCCUCUCAUGCCUCUCAAGCUCACAAGCAAGUGAUGCUGCCACAAGGUUCUCCAAGCCCAUAGGAAACUAAGGUACGUCCUCCUGGGGUAUCAAUUUUAUUUAAAUAUCUGAGGGGAUAAAAGCUAAGCAUUUUAACCGAUAAAUGAUUUUAACUCUUAAAAGUUACAACAAAUACAGAUAUAUAAUGGAGCAGAAUGCCACGCGUAUAAGAAUCCUUACCUAGAGCUGUCUCCCUGAGUCUGAGUCCACCAGGCCCCCCGAGGACAAGUUUCCAGGGGCUGAGUUUCCUGUUUAAAAAAUUUUUAAAAAAUUAUUAUUGAGAUCUAAUUCAUAUAACAUAAACUUCAGCACUUUAAAGUGUACCGUUCAGUAGUUUUUAGUACAUUCACAAUGUUGUGCAACCCUCCCCACUAUUCCCUGUUUUUAAGGGAUUUUUUCAUGAAGUCGGGGAAGUGCUGCCUGCCUGUGCCACUUGGCCUGCAGAGUAGACUUUACAGCAUCAGUGACAGCAGACGGGGAAAGUUUUUAUUUGGGGGUGGCUUUGGGUGUCAUGGGGUGCGUUCUCAGUUCCUAUAGGUCCUUCCACUUAGGCAAGGAUCUGCUCUCUAUCUGGGAGGCAGCCCGUUCCCUGAAUAUUCACGCUGCGCUGCGGAAGGAUUAUCACUAGAAGAAACCAGGACAGUCUUCCUGCAGUAGAAAUUACUGACUCACAAAGGACUAAACAGCUUAGAAACUGUGAAGACCCCUGAGAGAAUUGAAGGGGCUGGACUUGCUUUUAAUCAGGUUUCAAUGCAGAGACAGGUGUCUUGUUGAUUCGCGCAUUCAGGGACACAUUUGUCGUGGCAUUAACAGACAAAGUCAGCAUUCCCCGGGGACCGACAAAAGCCUGAGCCAAUGCGAGUUUGUGCCUUUCUGUAAAGAUUGGCAGUGGGAUUCCAGGCAGGUUAGCUAAUGGCCUUCCUCUCACUGGAGAUGCGGUGCCUACUCCAGGGGCCAGACUCGUGGUUAUGUUCUUUAUCAAUUUUCAUGCAGAUUCACAAGCAGACUUGAACAAUGGUGAGUCCUUUUGGUAUUUCUGGCAGUAUCUCUGCUGAAUGAGGACUUGAGUAGGAAAGCAAGUCUCUGAACUUGCCUCUGAUUUGGAAUUUUCUCUUCUUACAAACUUUCCUGAGAUUCUUGAGACAACCAUGUACCUUCUCAAAACCAUAUAGCAAAAUCUUAACUUAGAUGCUAAAUUUCAUAAUUCAUACCCAUUGCAAAUUCUGAAAAUUUGGUGUGUAGGAAAAUGACCCCUGCCUCUUUAAGAAAUGUUGAUUUACAGAGCUGUGAAUAACAAUAGCUAUUCUUUACAGACUGCUUGCCACCUGCUAAGUGCUUUACACAUAUUAUCUUUAAUCCUCACAACAACCUUGCAAGGUAGUUGUUCGCCCAUGUUGACAGGGCCGCUGAGGCUGAGAGAGGUUAGUAACUGGCCCGCUUUCACACAGCUCGCUAGGAAAUGCUCUGACUCCAAAUUUCCCAGGAAAUUUCCCCUCGUUCCUGUGAGCCAUUCUUCUCAGGUGGUCCCAUGUCGUGGAGCAUUGAAACACCAUGGGCUUUGAGUUAGACAUGAUUCAAAUCCCAGCUCCACUAAUCACUAGAUGAGUGACUGGGCUAGUCACGUAACUCCCUGAGCCUCACUUUCCUCAGCUGUAAUUGUGAUAAUGAUGCUUUGGGAGGUUGUUAUGGGAAUGAAAUGAGCUGAAACUCUUCAAAGUCCCCAGCAUGGUAUUGACACGUUGCACAGCACAGCAGAAUCGCAACAAAUGAUACUUUCUCUUUCUUCUUUAUUCAUCUGCCAUGGCACCUGGUAAAAAGUAGGUACUCAAGAAAUAUCUAUGGAAGGAAAUUCAAAGGAUUCUCCAUGGCCUUGUUUCCUAGGGGCAUUGUGAAGUUGGGCCCUCUCCACAAGCUCCCUGAAAGAACAAAAGAAGUUUUGAAGCAUGUCAAAGCUACUCAUGGUUAAAAUCUUUAGGAUGAAGCAAGAAGACAAGAAUAAUCCUAAAAAUAACAAUAGUACUAAAAUUCUGAAGUGAAAUUCACGAGGUAGAGUGCUGUUGCUCUUCA